AUGUGGGGAUCGGAAGAGAAGCUUCCGCUCUAUAAGAUUGUUUUAGCUGGAGAUGUUGGUGUAGGAAAGACUUCUAUAUUUCAGAGAUAUGACACAAACAAGUUUUUCGACCACAAGGACUUUACAUUGGGCCUGGACAAGCUAAACAAAAAUGUCGAAGUCGAUGGACAGAAAUGCAAGGUGUGUUUUAUAAUAAGCAGCAUUUUUUAUAAGCUUGAUAAUCAGUUAAAUUUAAAAGCCAAUAACGCUCUUCUCACAGCUCAUUACCUGGAAAGUAGAACUGAAUACAAAUUGUGAUUUUGAAAUUUGGAUCGAACACAUAGUCAUUGUCAUUUUCAGUUAAGCUUACUUUAAUCCCCAUCAAGUGCUAUAAAAUGUUAAGACUGUUAGCCUGUCAGCAGAUAUUUUCUUAAUUCUGUGAAAAUCACUGACUUCGCAGGUUAGUUGAUAAGUUUAUGCCAUAAUCUUUCUUGACGACUUCGGAUUGUUGGGAAUCAUUUGAAAAUUGAAAUCCGUAAAAUGGAAGUAGAUCUACGAAACCUCAAAAUCCACAAAACGUCUUACAUGUGAACUCUCUGUGGCUUUACGUGAUUUCCCUAUACUUGCAGCUGCAAAUAUACGGUCAGUGGGUCUAUUUCCCUACAUUGAAACCAAAAAUAGUAAGGAUUGUACAGUCAUGCUAGGUUCCUGGUUUAAAAACCCGAGCAAACAUGCAAUGGAACAGUCAAAGCUUUCCUAAAACACCAUAAGUGGUUGCUCAUAUGCGAUCAUGCGAUGCCCCUUACUGGUCGUUUCGAUACAAAGUCCGUGGUUUUGCAUUUUGUAUUGCUGGUUUGCAUGUGACAUCACGGCGGCCAUGUUGGUGGUCAUGCAAGAACAAAUGCAUUUCUCUCCUCUGGGAACUAAACUCUAUUUUCAUGUAAAUUCUUCCAGAAAAAAUUCUAUUGUUUUGACCCCGGCCCAACAUGGCCGCUUUGUAACGUGGUCGGAAACCAAGAAUAGUUGGCUUAUGGAGCAAAGAAUAUUUAUGCCAUGUGUAUUUCUUGUUCAUGUCCCAUAACUAUACUUUAAUUGAUUGAAAUUGUUUUGUAGUUUCACUGCUUAAUAAGUUUGUAUCAAAAUGACUUUGCAUUGGAAUGACCAGUUUCUGAUGCACCUAUUGAGGGGUGGUUACUUAUGAAUGUUUUUUAGCAGAAGGCUUGCUGUCCUGUUUAUUACCUGCAAUACAUUAAUACAGGGCUUAAAAUAACGGCCGGUCAACGGACAAUGUCCGGCCUGAUCGUGGACUUGACCGGUCAAACUCUCAUCUUGCCGGUCUUUUGUGGAUGGGAACCUUUUAAAAUAUUUUCCAUAUAGUUGCUGCUUAAUGCGUUUUGAAACUGAGUUGUGGAGUAAUGCAACGAUGCUGCAGGUCGUGCUGUACUUUCUGCUUUGCUGUGAUUAGUUAUGUGACCUUCUUUGGGAAAACAUACACGUUAUUUGUUAGAAAACUAAAGGAUAGCUAACAGUUUUUGUCAAUCUAACAUUUUCACAUCUACUAACCCUUGUAAGAGGAUUGUGAAAAUCACCUUCGACCUGCAAGGCAAAAUUCUUCCAAAUUUGGUCAUCAGUAGCUGGAUAUGGUGAAUUAUGCGUGUGCUUUUAGCCAAUCAGAAGUGGGGAAAUAUUUUGAAUGAAUAAUAACAUGCAUUAAUUAGCAUUUUUGCCUGAACUAAAAACUUGGCCAAAAAGGGGAUGCUAUAUACAUAAGCGGUUGACUGAAUUUUCGCUAUAACAAGAACUUAAAAAUACGGAAAAGACCAGCUGGUGAUUUUCAAAAAUGGUUGCAGUAAAUGCUUCAAAGCUGUCACAGUUCAAAUUGGAGUUUAUAGUGCUGAGUGCUGAUUGUAACUAGAGCUGGUUACUAACAGGGAGAGGGGUGAAUAGCCAAAUGAAUUGGCAGAUUUUGCAAAUGUUUUGUCCAGAUUUUGGAUUCAAAGUGAGAUUUAAACAGAUUUUUCGGAUCCUGCAAUUUCAGCAGAUUGCGGAUUCAUCCAUUUAUUGGGCCCGGAAUUUGGACUUUGUGUGUAAUAAAGCUAUUUUUGCAAGGAUUCAAUGUGAAACUUUAAUGGCAGAUUUGGUUAAUAAAUCAUGACAGAUCGGUGGAUUUGCAUACCCCUAUUCACCCGCCUCUAUAAGAGUAGUUGUGAGGAGAGCUUUAGUCUAAGGAAAACAGCGGACGACAUGUUGCGACACCACCAAUGGUUUCCUUGCAAGGAAAUGUAAGAUGUCUGAAUCCCGUGGGAGGGGUAUUCCCCAUAAUGGCUCAUACUGGUUGAUCGGAGGCUCCACCAGAAGGGGGCACUUUUUUCAGUUUUCUGUCAAAAGUGGUUUACAAAAGGGUAAGGAGUUGGACCUCGGGGCAGAACCUCCCAUAUAAAAAUUUCUGGCAAAUCUGCAAAUUCAAUAUUAGCUGCCCCUCUGAUAAGAAACUUUACACCCAUAGAGUCAAGAUUGGCUCACUCCCUUUAGUUGCAAAUCCCAGAGGAGUUUGAUCCCUGUUUCUGCAUAUCAGGCUUGGUUAUAAGCCUGGUUCUUGUAUGCUACAGACCUACACCACACACUUAGGAUAUAAGCGUGAAAGGAAGGCCUAAGGGCCACUGGAUUUCCCGCAAACGUGAGAAGAAGUAAAUAGGGUGUCAAAAACAAGAACGAUAAAUGUGAUUUUAAGGUUAAAAGUUAACCCAGAAAGAUAUUCCUGGAGCAGUUGUAGUAUGAACGUGCUUUGGAAAGUGGACAGUGGAGAAACUAACCUCUGGCAACGAUCCUUUGGAAAUACAUGAAACGUCAAGUCUUUCCUAUUAUCAGAGUGAUUAUUACAAAUCACAGCAGCACAGCGUUGUGAGAACUAUUUUUGUCAAAGUUGUAGGAUGUGCUUCUGCCACUUUUAACUGCGAUGUGGUCCUUAGGCCUUGUUUCAUACUUGUCUCGUAAGUGUGUAUACCUGCGACACAGCUACAAGUUGACAAUGCUUCCAGUACUGUUCUGGCAAGUGCUAAUAUACACUUGUACGCCCCAGCAACUAGAGGUACCAGAAUGCCUAUGAGGUUGAACUUGAGUGCCUUAAAUUUUUCAGGCCAGCUGUGAUGCAGGUUAGCAGGGUAUUCAUUAGGCAUUGGAGAUCGGAGAAUUCUCCCUUUACUACGCUGAAUUGUCCGGCUAACAUUCGGUAGCCUAUGACUAUUUUUAUUCAGACGUGGAGCCUCUUUCAAAAUAUUCUCCUGUGUUGUUACAUCUUUGUCCUGUUACUAGAAAUCUUAAAAUAUUAUGAAAACCCUGGGUUGGGGCUGAAAUAUUAGCUAUGCUUCAAUUUUGGAAGUUCAUAGUAUUAUUAAUUAUUUAAUGUAAUAAUAUUUAUUGGUAGAGUACAUGCUGACAGUUAAUGGUGUCACCCCUCUCCCCAUGUAACUUCCUUUUAUUUUUUUCUUUUCAUAGAUUAAUGUCUGGGAUACAGCUGGCAUGGAGCGGACCAGAUCUCUUACAUCAAAUUACUACAGAAACUCUCAUGCUGUUAUCUUUGUGUAUGCUGUUGACGAUAUGUACUCACUGACUGUGUUGCGGAACUGGAUAGAAGAUGUAAAUAAGGAUGCAACCAAAGCCCUAAAAUUCCUUGUUGGUAACAAAAUAGAUCUUGUUGAUGAAGGUGCGAUGGUUGAUGAUGACUUAGCAGAGAACUUUCGCAAUAACAAUGGCUUACAUUCACUCUACCAAAUUUCAGCCAAGACAGGGGAAGGAGUUUUUGAAAUGUUUGAAAACAUUGCCAAGCUACUGGUUCGCAAUACAAAGGCAACGAUUCAGGAUAGAAGUGCUUUUGCUGUCAUUCAAGCUGAAAGUGAAAAAGCCGCUAAAGCGAAACAAAGCAGUGGUUGUUGUAGUUGA
Molecule: messenger RNA, 3918 nt
Organism: Porites evermanni
Lineage: Eukaryota; Metazoa; Cnidaria; Anthozoa; Scleractinia; Poritidae
Source: the annotation of a GenBank genome assembly